AUGGCAACUUGGCCCCCAUCUCCCAUAGUCGAGGACGAAGCGACUUCCUUGGCUAAAGAGUAUGGGAUCGAGAGUGAUGCAGCGAGACUCGCAGAAGAUCAGCCUGCUCAAAGCCGAGGUUCUAUGGAUCAGCUGCCUGUCAUCCUUGAUACCGAGAAUAACACUGAAAACGUGUCUGGGAGAACUGCUAGCGUUGUUCCCACUGCCAUGAAUUCUAAGCGAGCACAGCAGCUGUCUACCGCCACCGAUGUUCAAACCGAGACAGGCCUGCCCACACCGCCCCCUUCAGAUAACGAAACCCGAGGUCGGGCUCGCCCUUCCGACUUGAGAAAGAUCAGCGACGAGCCUCCCUCCUCGAGAUCGAAAUCGACCAUGACAAGGGGUCUGUCCACUAAUACACGGCCUUCAAUCUCAAGAAUCGCUACGGAUAUGAAUGACGAGCUUCGGCGAAUGCAGUCCGGUUCGCGACGAGCCCCAUCUCCAUAUUCUUACACGCCCGAGGCGGGCACCUUCAGAGUUGACUAUCCAAGACAUGCUGACGAUUCCUUGCUUUCACCACACCGUGUGACGCAGUCACCACAAUCGAUACAGAGACCUCGUUGGGACCACGAGCGGCACAAAUUGCAGCAACACUACUACGAAAGCUCUUCAGACUCAGGCGCGGGAAGCAAGAGCAAGAAGUCUCUUCGCUUUGCAGAAAAACAUCAGGGUCCGACACGCUAUUCGACUCUUUCGGACGACCAUCAUAUAGACUCACGUCAAUGUACAGAAGACCCCAAGCACUACACGCAGAGACAACCUCGUGGUGAAUCGCAAACUUCCGCAAAGCAGGGGUCGUCGGCCAGCGAUUCAAGGAAGACAGCUUCAACCCAGAGGAAAUUUAGCCGAUCCAGAAGUCGACCGAGGCCGAUUCGUGACAGUUCUGAGCCAGCUUGCUAUUCUUCGACCGACGAAGCGCCCGGAAAUGGUCAGUUCAGGAGUACAAGGAAAGCCGGUUCUGACGGUCAUUCUGUACGACGUCGACCGUCCCACAGGCAUGAAGCGUCCCGGUUGGAGAUGCCUCUUCUUCAACAGAGCCACAUGCAAGGCAAGCCGAGCUUGUCAGACGACGAUUCUAGAAAGCGUGUUUAUCGCGUCAGGGAAGAUCAGAACUCUAUGACACCCCCUGUCGUCACACCUCGUCAAGCAGAGGACUAUUUCAGCAAUGCAUUCCCUCAAAAUGCACUGCAACCGUCCAGAUAUAUUCCCCGUACCUCGAUUGAGGAAAUCGCUGUCUACUCUGCACCCUCGAGUCCGCCGCGUACACCGAGAAGUGAGCGUGCUACCUGGCAGGACUCUUAUGGAACCCCCUCCCUAUCACCUUCCUGGACUCCUCAGCGUUCGAGGCCACCGUCCCUCGAAGAAAGCCAAGUUAGGGAGCUGAGAGCGCAUACUUCUCUGUUGUCUCAGGCGACCUCAACAGCCGCGGCCGCUGCUCAAGCCAAGAGGUCACCUCCUACCAUUUCCAGGUCAACGUCGAACGCCACAGAGACGACGUUGGCUGGUACGAGUCAUGCACCGUCUGUCAAACCUAGAUCACGAGCUUCUUCUCCUCAAGGAGAGAGACUACAUCCUUCUGAUAUAUUCACUUAUGGGGAACAAGCAAUGCCACGUGUUGCCUAUCCUCCAGUGCCGCAAUCCCGCUAUCCAAGCACACGAGACGGUCCUCCUAAAGUCGAGUUCACCCACAUGCAUUCAUCCAUCCAACCACAACGCAAUGCAUCGUGGACUGGGUAUGAUCACCAGUAUCUUGCCAACAUCGGUGUGCCUCUACACAGCAUGGGUGCAGCCAAUGCCAUGCCACCAGCUCUGCAUCUUAGAGUGGCGCCACAGAUGCAGAGAUCGCAAUCAGCAAGCACGCCAGAGGAGCUAGCUCACAAGCCUAAGAGCUUUAGCCUGCCUCAGUGUCCUCGCGCACAGCCCAUACAAGGUCUUCGUGAUUGGUUGACGAUCAAGGACAUGCCCGAGUUACAUGUUUGUCCGACGUGCGCGUAUGCAAUUUCCUCUACACGUUACCGAUCGCUUCUGGUGCGGAACUCAGACAACCGUCACGACAAGGCAAUCGUGUGUGCGUUUAGCCGAACCUGGAUUCGUGUGGCCUUUUGCCAAAGUGUCAAGUUAAACAAACCCGACUUGACCAUAGUCGAGAAAACUAAUACUUUACUUACACAUACUCGUCCCUGUGAGGGCUCACGGGCGAGUGUUCGAAUGUGGCGGAAAUUGAUUGACCCUUCCACUGGCAUGGCGGUGCCAGGCUUCUUUGCUUGUGAAGCCUGUGUCAGCUUGAUGUUCCUGGUCUUCCCGGAGCUGCCCGAUCAAUUUGAGCGUGAUGUUCUUCAUCAGGAGAAAGUGUGUGGUUUACAUCAGGGUAGUAGGAGUUUUAAUGCGACGAUGGAACAGCUUGACCAGAUUUCCGAGAAGUGCAGAUACAGAGGUAAAAGCAGUAUUAGGUACCUGCAGCCUUUUGUUGACCACAUCCGAAGAACUACCCGAUAUCCUGAAUGUGCUGAGGACAAGCUCCUGGUCAAUCGUCCCUGGCAUUACAUGGCUGAUCUGCCUGAGUUCACGAUUUGUGAGGCAUGCUACGACGAAGUAGUCCGGCCUCAACGUGACAAGCCACGAGCGAGAGACAUUUCUCAGACCACCAAGAUUGUCCCUCAGUCAGCCGUCAAAGGUCUCACAACCAGCAAUGGCCUGGGUACGCAACCACUCAGCUGUCAGUUAUACAGUGAAAGGAUGAGGCGACUCUUUUACGAUUUCAUUCUUAAUAAAACUUCAUUCGAGACAUUUGAAAUAAAGGUCAAGGAGAGAUGCGCAGCACAACACAGGCUCACAGAGAUAAACAAAUACUAUGAAGCGGAUCAGAGGAUUGGGUUCGAUCGACGGGCGGACGUUGAAAAGAACAAACUUUAUUGGAAGAGUCUAGAAUAA
Messenger RNA from Lithohypha guttulata, 2970 nucleotides. RefSeq lists its product as uncharacterized. The transcript has a single exon. Lineage: Eukaryota; Fungi; Ascomycota; Eurotiomycetes; Chaetothyriales; Trichomeriaceae. The coding region runs from base 1 to 2970 and encodes 989 amino acids. The record is from RefSeq and is a predicted model, not a curated record.